Clupea harengus (Atlantic herring) is the source of this 1791-nucleotide messenger RNA. RefSeq names its product signal recognition particle 14 (gene srp14). Gene Ontology annotation, biological process: SRP-dependent cotranslational protein targeting to membrane. NCBI's taxonomy places the organism in Eukaryota, Metazoa, Chordata, Actinopteri, Clupeiformes, Clupeidae. Gene Ontology annotation, cellular component: signal recognition particle, endoplasmic reticulum targeting. The record is from RefSeq and is a predicted model, not a curated record. Gene Ontology annotation, molecular function: endoplasmic reticulum signal sequence receptor activity; 7S RNA binding.
AGGGGUUUGUGAGUUGAAAGGUCAAGGGGAGGAGUUACAUAUGGAAGUAGAAGCUACGUGUGCUUAACCAGAGCGUAUGUUCACUCAAACUGGAGCAUUGCUAACCAAUCGUCGACUUGAUCCCAAGAAAAACAGCAAAAAUGGUCUUGUUAGAAAACGACUCGUUUCUCACAGAGCUGACGCGACUGUUUCAGAAAUGCAGAACAAGCGGCAGUGUGGUCAUCACUUUAAAGAAAUAUGAUGGUCGAACGAAACCUGCCCCAAGGAAAGGUCACCUGGAGACGUUUGAUCCUGCCGACAACAAAUGCCUCCUCAGAGCCUCAGAUGGCAAGAGAAAGAUAAGCACAGUGGUCAACACCAAAGAGGUUAUCAAGUUUCAGAUGGCUUACUCCAAUCUGUUGCGAGCGCACAUCGACGGGCUGAAGAAGAAGGACAAGAAGAGCAAAAGCAAGAAGACCAAAGCCACGCAGUGAGGGAGCCAUAGACUGUUACAUCACAUGCUGGUGGACCCACCAGUGCCAUUUUGUUUUUUUUCAAGGGGAUCCAACGUCCACCUGUCUCCUCCCUCCCUCUGGAUUCAGCAUGUACCACCCUCCUCUUCCUCGUCACGUGAUUAAGCAAGACCCAGCCACAGGUCCAUCCCACCAUUGGCUGAAAUGAUUUGUGUUGAGGAUUAAAACUCCUUAUAAUCAAGGCAGGCCUUGAGAAGACAAGGGAUGUCUGACUUUACACACCCCCCUUUUCACCAGUCUCCUCUGUAGGCUUCAGGUCCACAAAAGACGGGACACUUGCCUCCAUUUUGGUGGAGGCCUACUGGACUUUCAGAGCUGUGGCAUUCAUGAGCGGAGUAAAGCCUGAAGAGAUGUGGAGGAAGAGGAGAUGAGAAACCUACAGCAUUCAUUGGAGGAGAGGUGCCAUAAUUAUAUGGGGAGGGUGGGGUCGGUGGAUGUUCUUUUUGAUCGCAACAUCAGAGUAUUUUCAAAAAAUGUUUUUAAUUUAAAAGGAUUGUUUGUUUCUUUUUUUUUUUUGCGGCAGCAACAUAUUUCUGUGUGCAGGCUAAUUCUGCCCGCUGUUUGUCUUUUUAUUUUUAAAUCAAGAAUAGGACUCAGAAUUAAGUGGCAUGUGAAUGGAUGAGUGAGGGGCGUGUUUUUCUUCUUCUUUUUUUUUGGUUGGUUUAUUUGUUUGUUUGUUAGUUUGUAAUACCCCCAUGUUUUUCUUUUAUCACAUUUUAAAGCCCAGACAGUGAAGAUGCAGUGGUACAGUUAUUCAGGAGGGUUCCCUCCUUCAGUAUAGACAUGUGCCUUUCAUUCCUCACCUACUUGCUAACACCACAUGCUUUCUGACAAAGAGAAAUAAUCAUCGGACUGUAGCCACUGAAAGAAGCAAAUGUACGGAACAAACAAGAAACGGUAGACAUCAGAAUUCACCAUUGUUCAUGUCUCAUAUCAUAGCAAUAUGCGUUUGUCGGAUAUGAUUUUGUUUUAAUAAGCAAUGCAACUCAAGAACUCAUCUGUAGUCCCAAAAUUAAAUUUUGUUGAAACUGAAAAAAAUGGCAGUGGCCUAAACUUUUUUUUUUUUUUAAGUAAGGCUUUGAAAUAUGUGUUGCCCUUCAAACAGGGUCUUAAUAAAAUUCUGUGUAUUAAUAUAAUGAAGCCACACGUAGUUAGCUAACAAUUCAGGGUCCAUGAGGGACGAAUAAGUUUGUCUUUUGGUUCAUGUGAAAAAUGUAAAGUAAGUAAGAAAGAAAUAGCCAAAAAACGUAAAGAAAUAAAUACAGUAUAUACACAUCUA